This is a messenger RNA of Odontomachus brunneus, 912 nucleotides long. RefSeq names its product transmembrane protein 147. The record is from RefSeq and is a predicted model, not a curated record. Bases 130 to 819 code for a protein of 229 amino acids. The transcript is spliced from 4 exons. Lineage: Eukaryota; Metazoa; Arthropoda; Insecta; Hymenoptera; Formicidae.
GAGUUGUAUCUCUAGGUCACUGUCAUCACAGUUCGCGAUUGUUCACAAUGAUAGUGUGUUAUGGAUAAUACUAUGACUGAUUAAUUCCUUAGGGAGAGCACCACAAAUUGACUGAACAUUACUAAAAAAAUGACGUUAUAUCAUUUUGGAAACUGUUUAGCUUUGGUAUAUGUACCCUACUAUUUGACUUAUAAAUAUUCUGGCCUGUCGGAAUACGGCGCUUUUUGGAAAUGCAUCCAAGCAGGUGGUAUUUACAUUUUUACGCAGCUUGUAAAAAUGUUGGCUCUUGCCACAUUUUUUCCAACAGCUGACAAUGUUGGGGAAGAAGGUUUUGAUAUAUUUGGAGAGUUCUUGAAGUCUUCCAUUGACCUGGCAGACUUGGUAGGAAUUUUGCUAGUACUAAAUAGUAUUCCAGGUAAAGGUCAUGCCAAAGUUUUAACUGCUGGUAUAGGAUGGGCAGGGGCAGAAGUUCUGCUUACAAGAUUUCUGUUACUUUGGGUUGGUGCACGUGGUGCAGAAUUUGAUUGGAAAUACAUCCAGAAAAGUCUUGAAUCAAAUAUCAACUUGGUACAACAUAUAACAACUGCAACGUUGGUUUGGUUGUGGUCCAGACAUGAUUUACGGCGCGCCUUAGUUCCUGUAGUAAUUAGUAUGCUUUUUCUGACAGUGUACAGACCGCUCAUGUUAGACUUCCUUUCAUCAAUUUUAUUAGCUGGUCCAUGGCUAACACUUAUUAUUAAGGCAAUCACCACCUUCUUCAUGGGUGCGAUGACAUUACAUAUUUAUGCAGGUCUUGCACAUUCAAUUGGAAUUUUCUGAAUAAUUGUGUACAAAUUAAUUGAUGUACAGUUGCAUUAAUAAUAUAUUUCCUAUUCCAUUUUCCAAAUAUAAUUGUACAUUACAUAUACAAUA